AUGAGAAUCAACUGCAAGACAUUGAUUGAAGGCAGAAAUAUUGGUUUAGUUCCUUAUUGUCCUCAUCAUGUAUUACAAUAUCAUCAAUGGAUGCAAUCUGCCGAAUUGCGAGCUCAAACUGCUUCAGAACCACUAACUUUAAGCCAAGAAUAUCAAAUGCAGCAAUCAUGGCAACAAGACGAAGACAAAUGUACUUUUAUUAUACUGGCUAGAAAAUAUUGGAAUGGCAUCAAAGAUGCUGAAAUUGAGAGUAUGAUUGGCGACGUCAAUUUAUUUUUUAACAAUCCGAAUGAUCCUCAUACUGCUGAAAUUGAAAUUAUGAUUGCGAAGAGUGAAUAUAGAAGAAAAGGAUUUGGUAGUGAAGCUUUACAAGCUAUGAUGAUAUAUGGUAUUACUCAACUUAAUACAGAAAAAUUUGUUGCUAAAAUUGGGAUGGAUAAUACCCCGAGUAUAUGCCUAUUCAAUAAACUUGGAUUUCAACAGAUCGAUGUUAGUAAAGUAUUUGAAGAAGUCACCCUACAAUUUGAUACCACACAUGAAAAUGUAGAGCGAUUAAAUAAGGCUACCUGCCAUUUAAAAACAAAAGAAUACCACCGCGAAUGA
Molecule: messenger RNA, 603 nt
Organism: Trichoplax adhaerens
Lineage: Eukaryota; Metazoa; Placozoa; Uniplacotomia; Trichoplacea; Trichoplacidae
Exons: 7
Coding region: 1-603 (200 amino acids)
Biological process (GO): protein acetylation
Molecular function (GO): N-acetyltransferase activity
Source: RefSeq, a predicted model, not a curated record